UGGCUUGCCCUAACAUUAUCAGCCGGGCGGAAUGGGGUGCCAGGCCCAGCAAGUCGAUCGAGUAUCUUUCCAGCCAACCAGUGGCCUACGCCUUUAUCCACCACUCGGCUGGCAAAGAGUGCUUUAACCAGACAGAUUGUGCAGCUGUGGUCAGAGGCUACCAGGAUUUUCAUAUGGACACCCGAGAAUGGGAUGAUAUUGGCUACAGUUAUGUUAUUGGAGGAGAUGGCACCGUGUUUGAAGGCCGGGGUUGGGACAGAGUCGGAGCGCACACUCUCUCUUACAACAGAGUUGGACUGGGGUUUUGCCUAGCUGGCAACUUCAUGACCCACCUCCCCACUGUCAUUCAAAUGGACACGGCCAAGAAACUGAUUGCAUGCGGAGUGUCCUUGGGGAAGAUCUCAAGUAACUACACCCUGAGAGGUCACAGGGAUAUGGUUCCCACAACCAGCUGCCCCGGGGACCUGUUCUAUAGUUUGAUCCAAACUUGGGAUCAUUACUGA
Candidula unifasciata is the source of this 503-nucleotide messenger RNA. Lineage: Eukaryota; Metazoa; Mollusca; Gastropoda; Stylommatophora; Geomitridae. The record is from the annotation of a GenBank genome assembly.